AUGUCAUCCAAACUUGAAGAUAAUAGCGACAUCUCCUUGGAUCCCAAGGCAGUUGAAAAUCGACUACAUAUGUUCAUGAAAGAAGGCGGUUGUGAAGAACCAUAUAAAGCUUGGAUAGGUAGUGACGGGGUAGAUGGGCGUAGGGAGACCUAUCCUAUGCUGAAAAAAUGUAUGAAGGCUCGCUCUGAUUACUUUCAGCCGUUUUUCGCGCUGAGGAGAAAUAGGGAAGCACUGAUAGUGAGGGAGAUGAAAGUCUUCCUCGAGGCGAAAGCAGAAGACGGUGAAGAGCUGUUUUACAAGUACAUGACAGAAGGUAGUUGCAAAGAAGCCUUUAUGGCUUGGAUUUUUUCCAAAGAAUCUGAGACGAAGAUCAAGAGGAAUCGUAUGCCUACAUCGGCCAUGGAAACCAUGCUCAAUUGUAUGCAGGCUGAUCGCUCUGAUUACUAUCACCCGUUCCUCAAUGUACUCAAAACUGCUAAAGAAAAGAUGAUAGAGGAGAUGAUGGCCUUGGGUACAGGGGAGCAAGCUGAUGCGAACAAGGAGGGUUGAUUAAAAAACAAUGAUGAGUUUGUUCUGCUUUUCUUUUUUUUUGUUUUACAUUUUCUUUAUGCAUGAAUACUCUUU
This is a messenger RNA of Capsella rubella, 624 nucleotides long. RefSeq lists its product as uncharacterized. Bases 1 to 549 code for a protein of 182 amino acids. Lineage: Eukaryota; Viridiplantae; Streptophyta; Magnoliopsida; Brassicales; Brassicaceae. The record is from RefSeq and is a predicted model, not a curated record. The transcript has a single exon.